This is a messenger RNA of Purpureocillium takamizusanense, 1003 nucleotides long. RefSeq lists its product as uncharacterized. Gene Ontology annotation, cellular component: cytoplasm. The record is from RefSeq and is a predicted model, not a curated record. The transcript has 2 exons. NCBI's taxonomy places the organism in Eukaryota, Fungi, Ascomycota, Sordariomycetes, Hypocreales, Ophiocordycipitaceae. Bases 20 to 451 code for a protein of 143 amino acids.
GAUCCUUUAUCCGGUCACCAUGGUGGUUGGACGACUGACGCACUACGCUUUCGAUGCCGUUCUCAGUAUGUGCUGUGCCACCCCGCCCUAUGUGAAGGUCGAGGUCGAGGUCGAGGUCGAAGUCGAAGGGGCCUUGGAAUCGAUGCUAACCCGUGUUCCGUUCAGUUUCUGCGUUUCUCGCAGGGAUGAAGCGCUCAACGGGCCUGACGUGAGUAUACAUCCUGAUCCUGCCCUCCAUGGCCCCCGCGCUCGAGAUGCUUGCCGGCGAAUGCGACUGACACGUGCCCAUGCUGCGGGAUGUCCUAGGCCCAGUUUCAAGACCGACAAAGUCGCCGGCGACAACAAGGAAGUCUCGAAAUGGAUUGACAAGUACUUAGGAGUUGGCGAGUGGGUCAUGGAUCAGUCGGUCGCCAUCGCCGGCUCCAGCGGCUUCUUUGAGCGCACCCGAUGAGGAGCAUCGUCGCAGCUUUCGCAGCUUCUGGGGUCCGCAUCUGGGUUGGACCGCUACUUCCUCCACGUCGUCGAACCUCCUCCCUCCUUCUCAUCGCUGUACGCUGUGUCUCGAUUCGUGCUCGCUGCGGCUCGUCGGAAUAGUCGUGCGGAAAUAUCCGCGUCGGGUGCUGUUGGAGACGUCAUGCUCGUAGGGCCCCUCGCAAAGGGAGUGCCGAGCUCAGCAUCGUGUGCGUCUUUACUGGGGCGUUUUGGGACUGGUUCGUGGGCUCGCGGGGCCGCCGUUGUCGAUUUUUUGGUCAAUCUCGUCGUCAAAAAUCAACUCAUUACCUCAUGACGAAAGGGGGCUCGGGGGCGUCUGGCGAAUUUCGAAACCCGUUGCUGGUCGCGUCGGGGUCUGCUGCCGUGCCAUCCCCACAACCGGCUCAUAGCCGAGGUUACCCGUGACUCGCUGCCCGCCUGCGUUUCCCGGCAAGCGCAAGAUGCUACAUACCUACCUAGGUAGCUUUGGGCGAAUUCACUAAUACUAUUGACAUAAUGAACGUUAGUGGUU